AAUUCAGAGUCUCCUCCUGCACCAGAAGAGAGAGAAAGAGACUGACAUGGGGAGGGAGGUAGAUAAGCAGAGAGAAGAUAUAGUUACAUGUUAACCAUUGUUUCAAACAAAUAACAGUUGCGUGCUUUUGCUUUUUACCUCUAGAGGUUACGUAUCCACCGUUAUCACUCCUCUGCCAUCCGCCAAAACCUCCUUCCCCUUCAAUUUCUUUCCCAUCUUUUUCGAUCGGAUUCUCUCCUUUCGCUGCUCAUUACCGGCUUUACUUCCUUGUUAGAGCUGUUUCUCUCGCUCUUUUGUGUAUAUGUUAUAAUAACAACAAUACGCAGAAUUCGUUGCAUCGUCACUGGUGACAUUUUGGCGUAACAUUUUUGUUUGGUGGUUUGUGUCAUUAAUUUAAAUCAAUUUUCUACUCUUCCAUUCAGCCUAGAGGAGUUUCUGCUUGUUGGAUACUAAUUGGUUUUGCAGAAAAUGGGACUUCACGUGAGCAAUUGGUGUUUAUGGGACUCGGUCAUUGCUUGGUAACUAGCUCUGCACACCAAUGUGAUAUUCUGCUGCAAUUAUGUUAUUGCAUUUGAGCUUUGGUUUCCCUUUUUCCUGGCUCAGAAACAUAGCUUUUAAGGUGCCUUUCAAAAUGCCUUCUAGCUAAUUCCCUGAUCUUCCCUUAACUUUGCAAAUCGGUCAUUGUAGUUGCUACUUCAUUUCCUUAUCAAUCAUACUUGUUGUUGUCCAGCAUCUUCGUUGUUUCUCGUGUAUGUUUUUCUCUGUGUUGUACAUUAUCCUUUUUUUCCAAAUGGUGAUGGUGUUUCUUACAAAUUAUUGUUGAUUCCUUUCCAUUAGCUUUGCGAUGGUUGAGAGGAAUGCCUCCACAGUGGGGCUAAUUACCAAAAGAUCUUUGAUUUGCUUGUUUACAUUUUCAUCACUCUUUCUCAUAUUUUCCUGGUUCUCCGUAUUGGGUUCGACUGGUCGUAACCAUUUUGUUACUUCUAACUCGUUACCUGAUUCUAAGUAUGUUGCUGAAAUUGACGAUGAUAAUUCCAAAGUUUCUAAUCUAAAUAAGGCUGAAUCCUCACCUGGAAAUCGAGUAAUACUUGGGAAUAAUGGAGUAGACGAGGAAGAAGCAACAGCAAAAACUAAAGAUGAAUGUAGAUGUGAAAUGAGUGAUAAAACAUCCCUCAGGGUUUACAUGUAUGAUAUGAACCCAGAGUUCCAUUUUGGACUACUAGAUUGGAAACCACAAGGAAAUCAUGUUUGGCCUGACAUCCGAACUACUAUACCACCAUAUCCUGGGGGAUUGAACUUGCAGCAUAGUAUUGAAUACUGGUUGACGUUAGACCUCCUUGCUUCAGAAAUUCCAAUUAUCCCAAAUGCUCGUGCUGCAAUAAGAGUACGAAACUCAAGUGAAGCUGAUAUUGUAUUUGUACCAUUCUUUUCCUCAUUGAGCUACAACCGCUUUUCAAAAGUAAACCCACAUCAGAAAAAGAGCAGGAACAAUGUGUUGCAAGAGAAGUUAGUAAGGUUUCUGACAUCCCAAACAGAAUGGAAGAGGUCAGGUGGGCGGGACCAUGUGAUUCUUGCUCACCAUCCUAACAGCAUGCUAAGUGCUAGAAUGAAACUGUGGCCUGCGAUGUUUAUACUCUCAGAUUUUGGAAGAUAUCCUCCAAAUAUAGCUAACAUUGAGAAAGAUGUGAUUGCACCUUAUAAACAUAUGAUCAGAUCAUAUGUCAAUGAUUCAUCUGAUUUUGAUAGCCGCCCAACUUUGCUAUACUUUCAGGGAGCCAUAUACAGGAAAGAUGGUGGCUUUGUUAGGCAGGAGUUAUUUUAUCUUCUUCGGGAUGAGAAAGAUGUUCAUUUCUCAUUCGGAAGUGUUCAGAAAGAUGGAGUUAGCAAAGCUAGUCGCGGAAUGCACUCUUCUAAAUUCUGUCUCAAUAUAGCAGGGGACACUCCCUCCUCCAAUCGCCUCUUUGAUGCUAUUGCUAGCCAUUGUGUUCCUGUCAUCAUCAGUGAUGAGAUUGAGCUCCCUUAUGAGGAUGUCCUCGACUACUCUCAGUUCUGCAUAUUUGUUCGCACAUCAGAUGCUCUCAAAGAAAAGUUCCUUAUAAACCUUGUUAGGAGCAUCAAAAAAGAAAAAUGGACUCAAAUGUGGCAAAGGUUGAAGGAAGUUGAAAAGUUCUAUGAGUUCCAUUACCCCUCGAAAGAGGAUGAUGCUAUCCAAAUGAUAUGGCAGGCUGUGGCCCAUAAGGUUCCUGCACUUAAGAGGAAGAUACACAGAACUUGGCGUUUCUCUCAUUCUGUUCGCGGUCGUGAGAGAGGGUUAUUAUCAGUACCAUCACCUAGAAACUUUUGGUGAGUUGUUUUGGCUGACCCUGCUGAUUUAUAGCAUUUAACCAAGAAACUCCAUGAGGUUUCUCCUCAGACAGAUGACAGUUGCAAAUAUAUCUCAUUUCAGAUUUUGAAUAGAAGUUAAAAAGUUCUUGUAACAAUUAGAAGAAAAAGAAAGAAAGAUAGCUCAGAUCUGGCCUAUGGCCUCAUA
Messenger RNA from Carica papaya (papaya), 2530 nucleotides. RefSeq names its product putative arabinosyltransferase ARAD1. Lineage: Eukaryota; Viridiplantae; Streptophyta; Magnoliopsida; Brassicales; Caricaceae. The record is from RefSeq and is a predicted model, not a curated record. Gene Ontology annotation, molecular function: glycosyltransferase activity.